UUGUGUUCCUGGGCCCGAGCUCUCGUCGAGUGCUGUAAGUAACCCUAAAGCGCAUGCUCACAAGUAACACGUGCUUUAAACAUGACUUCCGAGAGGCUUCAGUUCCAUGAGAUGGGGUUAGACGACCGUCUUUUAAAGGCGGUAGCUGACCUCGGAUGGGCCCAGCCGACUCUCAUUCAAGAAAAAGCCAUUCCACUGGCUCUCGAAGGGAAGGAUCUUUUGGCAAGAGCUCGGACUGGUUCAGGGAAGACUGCCGCCUACGCUGUACCGCUGAUUCAGCGGAUCCUCACCUCUAAGCAGACGGUGCGAGAGCAGGCAGUGCGAGCUUUAGUCCUGGUACCCACCAAAGAACUGGGACAGCAGGUACAGGCCAUGAUUCGCCAGCUCACCGCCUACUGUGCCAGAGACGUUCGUGUGGCCGACAUCUCAGGCAAAGCAGAGUUAUCAGCGCAAAGGCCAAUUCUGAUGGAAAAGCCAGAUGUUGUGGUGGGAACUCCAUCUCGGGUGCAAGCCCAUAUCAAAGCCCAGAACUUGGCGCUGCAUGCUCUGGAAAUGCUCGUCAUUGAUGAAGCAGACCUCGUUUUCUCUUUUGGCUUCGAGGCUGAUCUUAAGAACCUCAUCUGUCACUUGCCUAAGAUCUAUCAGGCUUUCUUAAUGUCUGCUACACUCAAUGACGAUGUUCAGGCCUUGAAGGAGCUCGUUCUACACAACCCUGUGACGCUGAAGCUACAAGGCUCCCAGCUUCCAGACAGCUCGCAGCUGCAGCAGUACAGUGUGAAGUGUGAGGAGGAGGACAAGUUUCUCCUCAUCUACACACUCCUCAAACUUGGCCUGGUGCGAGGCAAGACGCUCAUAUUCGUCGGCAGUCUGGAUCGCUGUUACAGGCUCAAGCUUUUCUUGGAGCAGUUCAGCAUUCCUUCCUGCGUCCUCAACUCCGAACUCCCCGUGCACUCGAGGUGUCACAUCAUAUCACAGUUCAAUCAGGGAUUCUAUGAUUACAUCAUAGCCACAGAUGAGCAAGGGCUUGACAACCCGACUGCUGAUUCCCAAAGUGCCGAGAGCAGUGGGAAGAAGAAGAAGAAGAAGAAGACAAAGAGUAAAACAGGCAAAGAUAAAGAAUAUGGUGUGUCCAGAGGCGUGGACUUCCAGAACAUCGCAAAUGUCAUAAACUUUGAUUUUCCCGCUUCUGUUGAAUCCUACAUCCACAGAGUUGGCAGGACUGCAAGGGCAGAUAACAAAGGCACAGCUCUCACAUUCAUCUCCCAUUCAGAGCUGUCGUUGCUGGAGGAGGUUGAGAGUGCUCUCACAGGAGACAGCGGAAACUGCGCCCUGAAGCCAUACGGGUUCAAAAUGGAUGAAAUAGAAGGAUUUAGAUACAGAUGUCGGGAUGCGAUGAGGUCUGUGACCAAGCAAGCAGUGAAGGAAGCCAGAUUAAAGGAGAUCAAGCAGGAGCUGCUCAACUCGGAGAAGCUUAAGAUGUACUUCGAAGACAAUCCGAGAGAUCUGCAACUGCUCCGUCAUGACAAAGACCUCCAUCCUGCGAUCAUCAAACUCCACCUGAAAAACGUGCCAGACUACUUGAUUCCUUCAACAAUGAAAAAUCUGGUCAACCCCCUCUCACGCCGGAAGAAGAAGAAGCUCAAGCCCAACCCAAAGGGAGUUGUGAAAACUGCCUUCAAGAAGAAUAUCAGAGGGAAGAACCCACUGAAGAGUUUCCGCUACACUGGGAAAGCCAGGAAGCAGAACAACAAAUCCUAACAGCACAGGAUUCAAUUUUUCUACAAACCAAUAGAGACAUUGGGAUAGAAAACACUCAUUAAUUCCCAACAUGCCAAGCUGGAUGGAUGUUCUUCAAGGACACACCUGCAUUGAACUGACUAUAAAGAAUAAAUAAAUUUCUUACACGGCAGUCAUAAAGUAUCAUAAAGUGUGCUGCUGAAUAACAUACCUGAGGAACGUGAACACACUCACUGAGAUGGUUUCUGAGGUAGAGCUGACGUUGAGAUGGUCAGUGCUGGACAUGUGAGAUCAUACCGACCGUUCCUUAAUAGCUUCACAUCCUUCACUCAGUUUUUAUGUGAAGAACAAGCUCCAAGGAGUUUUCCUUAAAAUGUAGAUCAGUGUGACAGCCUUGUUGGUCAUUGUAAUCAUUUAGAACUGAAACUAAAAUCACUUAAACCCAAACCAUCAUUGUAUCCUGAUGUUUAAAAUCAUUCAGUGUUCAUUCCAUCCUUCAAACCUUCUUCUAUUACUUAUAAUCCAAAAUAUGUAAAUUAAUGUUAACAGUUCUUUAAUGUCAGUUUUUGUUUUUAUUUGAUUGUAUUUUGUUCCUGAACAACAAGGCUAUUAUUAAGGCUGUUUUCUAGUUCAAAACAUAAUGAUGGUAAGUGAAACAUAAUUAAUAAUUUGCUAUCAUUUUCAUAUUGGUUUUAGUUUUAAAUGAUUACUUCACUGUUCUUACAGACUGUCAUGUAAAAAAAAAAAAAAAUCCCACAACCUGAGAUUCA
Molecule: messenger RNA, 2507 nt
Organism: Pangasianodon hypophthalmus (striped catfish)
Lineage: Eukaryota; Metazoa; Chordata; Actinopteri; Siluriformes; Pangasiidae
Gene: ddx56
Product: DEAD (Asp-Glu-Ala-Asp) box helicase 56
Exons: 14
Coding region: 82-1758 (558 amino acids)
Cellular component (GO): nucleolus
Molecular function (GO): ATP binding; RNA helicase activity; nucleic acid binding
Source: RefSeq, a predicted model, not a curated record